AAGCAGAUGUUGCACCUGUCAUUCAUGAAAUGCACCUAAUUGAGCCAUCUAAUAAAUUUUGGGUGACUUAAUAACUCUUGUUUAUAAAUUUCUGUGUGUUUAUGGUAAACAGAGCUCAAUGGAGAUAAUGUGUGGAGCAUAUGUAAGCUAUUUGAAAAAUUAAGUCUUUCCAUUAAGUUGUCAUGGAAAAAUGCAUUGCGUCCAUAGAGUGCAGUAUAUCACCGGAGGGAAAACUUCCCAGCAAAAGAUUGAGAUAUAAGUUUGGGGAAAGCCACCUAAGUAGCAAAGCAAUUUGUCCACAGUCAAAGAGUCCCUGCUUUUCUCUAUAUAAUAGUUGUUAUGUUUAUGUAGAAAGUCUAGUGCUCUAUUCUAGAGAGUAUAUGCAUUUGGUUAGCAAGCCAGUAGAUAUGUGCAUCAUUGGUUUUGUCUUUAAUAAUUGCUUGGCAAUUCGCACUGCAGGUCUCCUGGUCACCUAUGUGGCUUUGAACUUGAUGGAUGGACAUGGCCAACAUGCUUUGUUAUACAUAGUUCCAUUCACACUUGGUACCUUUUUAACCUUGGGACAGAUGAGAGGUGACCUCAAAGUUCUGUGGACAAGAGGAGAACCAGAGAGGCCGUGCCCGUACGUGUGACUCCAAUCCUCUCACUCUCAAUAGAAGAAUCUGGAUAAAGUAAUUGUGUGAUAGUUGGUUAGUAACU
Molecule: messenger RNA, 699 nt
Organism: Rosa rugosa (rugosa rose)
Lineage: Eukaryota; Viridiplantae; Streptophyta; Magnoliopsida; Rosales; Rosaceae
Exons: 2
Coding region: 183-632 (149 amino acids)
Biological process (GO): membrane protein proteolysis
Cellular component (GO): lumenal side of endoplasmic reticulum membrane; cytoplasmic side of endoplasmic reticulum membrane; lysosomal membrane
Molecular function (GO): aspartic endopeptidase activity, intramembrane cleaving
Source: RefSeq, a predicted model, not a curated record